Molecule: messenger RNA, 2091 nt
Organism: Klebsormidium nitens
Lineage: Eukaryota; Viridiplantae; Streptophyta; Klebsormidiophyceae; Klebsormidiales; Klebsormidiaceae
Source: the annotation of a GenBank genome assembly
AUGGCAGACCCUUGUAUCAAAGCUGCGGCUUUUCUGACAAUCCUCUUGAUUGGGCAGUGCUGUUGGAGUAGCAAUGCUGAGGACUUGCAAGCCGGCCCUUUGGGAGAUAGGAGAAUCAGCGCCGGUGGAAGGCACCUUCUAGCAGUUGUCCAGAUCAAGUUCCCGGGUAUUGCUGAUUCAAGCGCGUUCCAGGCGGACCAGCAACGUGAGUUGCAAAGCAACUUCAAAUCAACAGCAGGCCUGGAGCCAGGACAGGUGCGACUGGCCGGUCAGACGUAUUCACCCUUGACGGUAACUUUCGAACUCCUGCCCCUACCUGGCAGUGGUGCUACCCAGCUCGACUCGACCACACAGACCAGCAUCAAAAACAAGCUGACGUCAUCGCAGUUCAGCUUCCCGUCCGACUGGGGCCAGUAUCAGUUCGUGACCUUCACGAACGCAGGCAGCGUGGCACCAACGCUACCUCCUUCUCCACCUCCUCCAACAGCCACCCCAUCCCCGACAACCCCUGGAACUCCUCCGACCCCUCAACAAAACACUCCCACCCCUCCGUCUAGCCCCACCCCACCCUCCUCAUCCGACGGCUCGAGUUCCGGCCUGAGCACCGGCGCAAUCGUCGCCAUCGCUGUCAUCGUUCCACUCGUCGUCAUUGGCCUGUUGGUCGGACUGGCCCUCUGGUUCUUCAAAGGGGGGAAGGGAAAGGGCGGGUAUGCGUUCAGCCCGCGCGCAGAGCUGCGCAAGGCAGUGCGGCGGGGAUCCGUCCCGGCGCCGGCCCUGACGUCGCCUCCCCAGAAGCUCGGCCCAGAGGCGGGUGGUGCCGCUCGAGCGCUUUCGAACGGCACGCCAGCAACGGUCCGGCCGGUUGCACCGGUUGCCCAGGCAAACCCACAAGGCCCCGCCUUGGCAGAAAACGUAGACGAGUUCCACUUCAGCGAACUUCAGGUUGCCAGCAACAACUUCAGUGCCGGCAAUCUCUUGGGCGAAGGCGGCUUCGGUCGUGUGUACAAGGGUACUUUGGAUGAUGGGACGGCCAUCGCGAUCAAGAAGCUCAGCAAGAAUGAACACCAGGGGCAACAAGAGUUUAAGGUUGCUGUGGAGAAGCUGAGCCGCAUGGAGCACCCCAACCUGGUCCUGUUCCUCGGUUUCUGCCUCGAGAAGAAUAGCAAGUUCCUCUGCUACGAGCUGAUGCCCAACGGAAACCUGGAGGAUCGGCUGCACGGUUCUCCGGACAAGAAGAAGGAUCUGCUGUGGACGACGCGGCUGAAGAUUGCGUUGGAUGCCGCCCGGGGACUGCAGUACAUGCACGGCACGUGCUUCCCUCCCGUCAUCCACCGCGACUUCAAGAGCAGCAACGUCCUGCUGGCCAGAGACUACACCGCGAAGGUGUCGGACUACGGCCAAGUAUUCAUCGCACCGGAGGGGCAGGAUCUCCAGACGAGCAUGCAAAUCACGUUCGGCUACGUCGCACCCGAAUACUUCAUGACCGGUCAGCUGACGGAGAAGAGCGACGUGUACAGCUUUGGGGUGAUGUUGCUUGAGUUGCUGACGGGAAGGAAGCCGGUGGACAUGACGCUGCCGCCGGGGAAGCAGAGUCUGGUGACGUGGGCGUCCCCCCAACUGAGUGACCGCCGGCUGAUCCACGCCAUGGUCGACCCCGCCGUCUCGGGGCAAUACACCGACCGCGUCGUCUGCCAGCUGGCAGCCAUCGCUGCCAUGUGCGUCCAACCGGAAGCAGACUUCCGGCCGCUCAUGGCGGACGUCGUCCAAACGCUGGAGCAGCUGCACAACGAAGCCAAGGCCGCCAGGCCCGAGGACAUGUACGUGCCCGAGGUGACGUCAGCGGAGACGUCAGCGCCGGCGCAGCGGCCCAGCUGGGCGCGGGCCGCGUCCCCCCGGCCAACCCCCCGCCAAUCGACCAACGGGACCCCGCGGCGCGCCUCGUCCCCGCACCCCCCUAGUACGACGCCCCGGCUGUUUGGUAACUCGCCCCGGGCCUCGUUGAGCCGCACAGCGAGCAUCGCGUCAGAUACGAGCAUCGAGACGCCGAAAGCCCCGCCGCCGCCGCCAGUCAGUCGCCGCAGUAGGAACUGA